Messenger RNA from Closterium sp. NIES-65, 1178 nucleotides. The record is from the annotation of a GenBank genome assembly. Lineage: Eukaryota; Viridiplantae; Streptophyta; Zygnematophyceae; Desmidiales; Closteriaceae.
GAACAUGCGCAGUCACACAUCACAUGUGCAUCUGCUGGUUGAACUGUCUCUUGUGUUUUGCGUAUGUGAACGCCGAUUACACCCCUACUCACCCCUGUCCUCUCUCACCCCUGUCCUCUCUCACCCCUGUCCUCUCUCACCCCUGUCCUCUCUCACCCCUGUCCUCUCUCACCCCUGUCCUCUCUCACCCCUGUCCUCUCUCACCCCUGUCCUCUCUCACCCCUGUCCUCUCUCACCCCUGUCCUCUCUCACCCCUGUCCUCUCUCACCCCUGUCCUCUCUCACCACUGUCCUCUCUCACCCCUGUCCUCUCUCACCCCUGUCCUCUCUCACCCCUGUCCUCUCUCACCCCUGUCCUCUCUCACCCCUGUCCUCUCUCACCCCUGUCCUCUCUCACCCCUGUCCUCUCUCACCCCUGUCCUCUCUCACCCCUGUCCUCUCUCACCCCUGUCCUCGUCUCACCCCUGUCCUCUCUCACCCCUGUCCUCUCUCACCCCUGUCCUCUCUCACCCUGUCCUCUCUCACCCCUGUCCUCUCUCACCCCUGUCCUCUCUCAUCACCCCUGUACCCCUGUCUCUCUCACCCCUGUCCUCUCUCACCCCUGUCCUCUCUCACCCCUGUCCUCUCUCACCACUGUCCUCUCUCACCCCUGUCCUCUCUCACCCCUGUCCUCUCUCACCCCUGUCCUCUCUCACCCUUUUGCUAUCUCGCCUCGGUCCUCUCUCACGCCCUGUCCUCUCUCACCCCUGUCCUCUCUCACCCCUGUCCUCUCUCACCCCUGUCCUCUCUCUCACCCCUGUCCUCUCUCACCCCUGUCCUCUCUCACCCCUGUCCUCUCUCACCCCUGUCCUCUCUCACCCCUGUCCUCUCUCACCCCUGUCCUCUCUCACCCCUGUCCUCUCUCACCCCUGUCCUCUCUCACCCCUGUCCUCUCUCACCCCUGUCCUCUCUCACCCCUGUCCUCUCUCACCCCUGUCCUCUCUCACCCCUGUCCUCUCUCACCCCUGUCCUCUCUCACCCCUGUCCUCUCUCACCCCUGUCCUCUCUCACCCCUGUCCUCUCUCACCCCUGUCCUCUCUCACCCCUGUCCUCUCUCACCCCUGUCCUCUCUCACCCCUGUCCUCUCUCAACCCUGUCCCCCUCCUGUCUCUCACCCCUGUUCUCUAUCUUUGUAUCUAG